UGUCAGCCCCCGAUUUCGUGGCAGGGUGUGGCGGACCCGAUUUCUGUUUGCAAGCACUGCCAGCAGCCCAAGAGCCAGGUCCCAAGGCUGGAUAACUUUUGCCUCGGCUGCUGGCCGGGGCCUCAGAGUCUUGAGCGCAGGAGGCCACCGAGCGUCGGCCGGAGCGGAGCGCAGUGCGCCAUGGCCGACCGGCCGGCGGCGGGCCCGGCGGCCGGGGACUGGGAGAUCGACGUGGAGAGCCUGGAGCUGGAGGAGGACGGCCGCGGGCCGCCGCCAACCACCCCGCCCGGGCCCAGCCCGCCGUCGGCCGACGGGGACGGCGAGGACGACGAGGACGACGAGGACGACGACGACGCGGAGGACGAGGGCGACGGCCUGGACGCGGGCGCGUCCCCGGGGGGGCCGGGCGGGCCGGAGCAGCCGCGGGCCCCACGGCCGGGGCCAAGCCCGGCGCCGCAGGCCUCGCCCGCGCCGGCCCGGCCCCCGGAGCGCGGCGCGAACGCGGGCGGCGGCGCGGAGCCGCGCAAGCUCAGCCGCACGCCCAAGUGCGCGCGCUGCCGCAACCACGGCGUGGUGUCCUGCCUCAAGGGCCACAAGCGCUUCUGCCGCUGGCGCGACUGCCAGUGCGCCAACUGCCUGCUGGUGGUGGAGCGCCAGCGCGUCAUGGCCGCCCAGGUGGCGCUCCGGAGGCAGCAGGCCACGGAGGACAAGAAGGGGCUUUCCGGGAAGCAGAAUAAUUUCGAGCGCAAAGCCGUGUAUCAGAGGCAAGUCAGGGCACCCAGUUUGCUGGCCAAAAGCAUUUUAGAAGGCUACCGCCCCAUUCCAGCCGAGACUUAUGUGGGAGGGGGCUUACCCCUACCUCCCCAGGUUAGUGACCGGAUGCGGAAAAGGCGGGCCUUUGCCGAUAAAGAACUGGAGAACAUAAUGCUGGAGAGAGAAUAUAAAGAGAGGGAGAUGCUGGAAGCGUCCCAAGCCACUGCCUUGUUCCUGCCCAGCCGCCUGGGGCACGGACCGGAGUACAACUCCUACCAAAGCGCCUACAGCCCCACCCCAGUGGAGCCGGCGAACAAAGACUUCUGCAAUUUCCUGCCCACCUGCCUUGAUCUCACCAUGCAGUAUUCAGGGUCUGGGAAUAUGGAGCUCAUCUCUUCCAACGUCAGUGUGGCCACGACUUACAGGCAGUAUCCCUUGUCCUCGAGAUUUUUAGUUUGGCCCAAGUGUGGCCCCAUCAGCGACACUCUUCUCUAUCAGCAAUGCCUGCUAAACACCACCACCUCGGUUCAAGCCCUGAAGCCCGGCAGCGGCUGGGACUUGAAGGGAGUGCGGGUCCAGGACGGACUUGUGGCAGAACACGACUUGACGCCCCCCAAGCUAGAAGGCUCGCUGCUGCUGCCUCACCCUGCGGAGGUCCAGACGUCGAGAAGUGACCUUCAGGGUCACCAGGCCGUCCCCGAGAGGUCUGCCUUCUCCCCACCCAGACGGAAUUUCUCAGCACUUGUUGACACGGACUCCCUGGCGGCUCAAGGGGACGUCUUAACCAAGAUCAGCAAAGAAAGCGCCAGGCACCCUCUACCACUUAAACAUAAUCCAUUCCACUCAUUAUUCCAGCAAACUCUUCAUGACAAAUCAGGCCCUGAGUUGCAAACACCAUUUGUCAAAGAGGCCUUUGAAGAGGUCCCUAAGAAGCACAGGGAGUGUCUAGUCAAGGAGAAGCAGAGGUACACAUUUACAAUAGACAGAUACGCCAAAGACCUUUUCGUAGCCAAACAAGUCGGAACAAAACUGUCUGUGAAUGAGCCGCUGUCAUUUUCUGUUGAGUCUAUUCUUAAGAGGCCUUCAUCUGCCAUCACUCACGUCUCUCAGUGAAAGGCUGCUUACAGGGAAAGCUGGAUUUUCUGCCGUCUCAGAGGGUUCUUACCAGUUGCUAAUUUUUUUUUUUAAAGAAAAAAAAGCUAAGAUGUUUGUCUAAAGAAAUUUCUAAUGUAAAUGGUGAUGAUUUAAAAAAUGAUAUCUAUUCAUAUGCAUGUACUUUUUCUCCCAUAAAUAUAUUUAAACCUAAAGAUGGAAAUUGCUUACGUGCAAACUGUAAAGUUCCGUGCUUUACACCGCAUUUCAAAAAGCAAUAAAGUUGACACUGUCUUCUCAAAGACCCAGUAUUUGCAGAAUUACCUAGUUGUCUCUGUCUAUAAGAAAAACUAGUGUCCAUGAAACAUGUUCCUUGUUUUUCUGUGAUUCUGCAUAGUUUAAAAUGCUCCCAGUGGUGGUCCCUGGGGGCCACAGGAGAUAGCUUAUAGUGCCUUAGUUUUGCAUUUUAGAGGCUGUGUAAAUAUAGCUACUCAAAAUUGAGGCAAAAAAUAGCUUUAAGGAGCAUAGAACAGCUUUGCCUGUUUCUAGAAUCAUAAUUUUGCGUGAUGGGACAAAGUGGAAUUAAUUUGCAGGAAGAUCAAGUUUAAGAUCUUGUUUUUAUGGUGAUCUGAGUUCUUGGGAUGGAUGUCUUUUAGCUCUUGGCAUCCUAGUUUCCUUUCCUGACAGGAGGUGUACCUGGGUCCUCAAGCUUCCUUUCCAGAUUGAGCUUUCUAGGCCGUCUAGGCGGCUAGCGCUCCCAGAGCAGAUUCACUUGUCAUCAGACUGUAUGGUUGAGCCCCUCACAGCUCUGUUAUUUCACUGUUUCCUAAGGACCGGAGACAGCAGACACCGAAAGGGGGACACGGUCACGACUCUUCCGUGUCCAGCUUGAUGUCCCACAUUGUCACCAGUGCCAAAGGCUUUUGGCGUAGCUUUAAACAAAAUCACGUUCAGAUCGCUUCAGCUGACAGUGCAUUCAGUCUUCACAGCAUGAGGGUGACUUCUGGAGUCUUAACCCCACCCCUCCAUUUUUGAGUUUAUUACUACCUUCUAGUUUUGCUCAAUAAAAUGUUAGUUACUGUUCUCUAUGA
Mustela lutreola (European mink) is the source of this 2936-nucleotide messenger RNA. RefSeq names its product doublesex and mab-3 related transcription factor 2 (gene DMRT2). The record is from RefSeq and is a predicted model, not a curated record. The transcript is spliced from 4 exons. Bases 181 to 1866 code for a protein of 561 amino acids. Gene Ontology annotation, molecular function: RNA polymerase II cis-regulatory region sequence-specific DNA binding; DNA-binding transcription factor activity, RNA polymerase II-specific. Gene Ontology annotation, cellular component: nucleus. Gene Ontology annotation, biological process: sex differentiation; regulation of transcription by RNA polymerase II. NCBI's taxonomy places the organism in Eukaryota, Metazoa, Chordata, Mammalia, Carnivora, Mustelidae.